Messenger RNA from Schizosaccharomyces japonicus yFS275, 2502 nucleotides. RefSeq names its product transcription factor. The transcript has 4 exons. The record is from RefSeq and is a predicted model, not a curated record. NCBI's taxonomy places the organism in Eukaryota, Fungi, Ascomycota, Schizosaccharomycetes, Schizosaccharomycetales, Schizosaccharomycetaceae. Bases 1 to 2502 code for a protein of 833 amino acids. Gene Ontology annotation, biological process: regulation of transcription by RNA polymerase II; negative regulation of transcription by RNA polymerase II; DNA-templated transcription. Gene Ontology annotation, cellular component: nucleus. Gene Ontology annotation, molecular function: zinc ion binding; DNA-binding transcription repressor activity, RNA polymerase II-specific; DNA binding.
AUGUCCUCUUCCAACGAUUCUUCAUUGACACGAAGACAGCGGGUUCUGAAGGCCUGUGAUGAAUGUCAUCGCAAAAAGGUGAAAUGUGACGGUCAAAGGCCAUGUUCACACUGCGUAGCUUACAAUUACGAAUGUACAUUUGGUCAACCGUUCAAACGGCUGCGAAACAUGCCUGAAAAGUAUGUUCAGUUUCUUGAGUUGCGGUUAAAGUUUCUUAGUCAAUUGGCACAAGCGAAGCUUCCAAACUUUAAGCCAGGUGUUCCCGGUUCCGCGUCUUCAGCGCAGGGGAAUGCUCGCAGUGCAAACGCACAAAAGAAGGUUAAUGUUCGUGAACUCGAGACCCUGUUUGAUCGUUACGGUCAGCUUAGUCUUCAAGACGAUGGAUCAGCAGACUUUCGAGGCAAUUCAUCGGGUUUUGUCUUUAUGAAAAACAUCCGUGACAACAUCCAUCGAUUUCCAACACCUAAGGACGGCUCGAACGAGCAUUUACCUUUUACAACUCCAAAGGUUACAGAUGAGAAACCCUAUCGUUAUUUGCCCCCCAUGCCAAGUGAAGACCUGUCUUCCGAAAAGACAAUGCCUCAUAUACAAUUGCCGUCGUACGAAGAGGCUAGAAACAUGGUGAAUUUGCUUUUCUUGAAUGAUCAUUUUCUCGUACACUUUCACCAUAUACCAAGUUUCUUCUCACAGCUGAAAAAGUUCUAUCAAACAGGAUGCAAAGGUGGCAGUUUCCACAGUUUGUUGGUCUCAACUUUGUGCGUUGCUUACAUGUAUGUAUCUUCAAGUGAAGACAGUUCAUGUUUUCAUCGUGCCUACGAAUAUUAUGUUUACCUUCGGUGUACUUUUCAAUGGGGUGAUUGCUAUUCAAUUGAAGCUGUUCAAACGUUGUUGUCCAUUUCAUUGUUUGCAUUGUUUAGUUCUCGUUUGUCUCAGGCGUACACUAUAAUUGACGAUGCUCUGUUGUGCUGUCACGAACUAGGUCUACAUCGUGAACUUCCCUCAGUUCCUCCUCAAGAAGCGCGUUUGUGUAAACGCAUUUUCUGGUCAGUAUAUGUGAUGGCUUCAUACGUCAGUACGAUUCUUGGAUUGCCUUUCGGUAUAGAAGAUGAAGAUAUUGAUCAAGGUUUGCCUACAGUGUUCGAAACAAAUGUUUCGCUGGGCAACACACCACCGGUUCUAAUCGCAUCUGAAGCCAUGAACCUCGAUGUGUUUGUUCAGCAUGUUUCACUUGCACGCAUUCUCAGCCAUUUUGUCCGCAAAGUGUAUCCCAUCGACAUGGGUUCUGUACCGCGGGAAAUGAUUUUCUAUCGACCGUUUUUGCACUAUAUUGAGUCCGCAAACGAACAAUCAACUGAAGAAGCAGAUGAAUCGCAUAUGUUUGCACUUAGCUGUGCUAAGUCUGCUGAGCGUGUUGUUGUUUUACUAAAUGCGCUACUUGAAUUAACACCCCCAUCGAGGGUGUAUAGCAAUCUGUACGCUGGUUACUACAGUGUCAUGACUCUUACAUUAUGUGCAACUUUCACUAAAACGAACGAAGUACUACAUCACAGUUUUAUUCAAAAUGCAAAAACCGGAUAUGCUGCAUUGAACACCAUUUACCGAAAUAUUCCAUAUGGUUCAACAAUUCUUGACGCGCUUAAUGAAAUGCUACAGGAAUAUGAUUUCACAGCUCAAAGUCAGAGGAGUAUUCGCGCCGACAAUUUUGGGCACUCCAAUGUGCACACACCUAUCAUGCCGGUCUCUGGAAACCAAAAGAUGAAUACGCAUGUACAAAAUUCUAGCUCACAAGCUCACGAAUAUCCUACUCCCAUGCAACCAUCUUACCCAGUUGAGUAUGCUCCUAUGGCAACACAGCUGACUAACUCUGUUCUUUCUCAACCACUUGUAAAGGCUUUUGAUCCACUACCGCCUGGUAAUUUACAACAGCUUCCAGGCUUCCAACCAACUUUUGGUUAUGGGCCAAGAGUGCCCAUGGCAAAUGAAACGACCAAUGCAGGUAUACACGGGAUAAUACAGCCACCCACAAAGCCGUCCUCCAAUGCAUCUGGUUCCGUGCCAAUUCCUCCUGCAUCAACUUUGUUAGGUGCACAGCCAAUGAUGCCACCAUAUGGCAAUAAUAUGUGGGAAAUGGGUUACGCUGCUGAUUAUCCUCCUGCGUUUUCUGGUCGGCCACUUCAGGAUGGACGAUUACCCCCUUCAAUUUCAGCAAAUCCAGCAUUUCCACUUUCCUCUAUUCAACCAUUUCCUCCGAUGUUUGCUUUGCCUCAGAAUAUGCGCCAAUAUAUGCAUUAUGGUUCUGAAGUGUACGCAUCCCCAAUGAUGCCAUAUUCGAUACAAACGUCAUCUUCUGCGGCAACGACACAGAAUGCUCCUCCAUCUUCCAUUUUAGCAAGUCCCACUUCUGCUAAUGUUCAAACCAAUAACAGCAUCGGUUCAAGUAGCAACGGCAACAGCAGUGGACCUUUAAGCAUCGAUGCCACACAUAUGUUUCGCCGGUCGUAA